CGAAGAGACCAGAAGUCAACGGUCGAUCCACUGCCAGUGGUGUUUUCACAUUAAUCAGGGGUUUUUUCGUGUUCUCCUCGUGAAGGUGUUUUUCCUUCACCCCUCGUGACUAAGCUUUAGAAUCUAGGUUACUCAGAAAAUAUAGUUUUUUGAUCGAAACCGUGUGCGACCGUGAGAAGUGCGCUUAACGUAGUUAAUUUUUUGGUGGAAUCGGGCCAACAAAUUAAAUCGACAGAAUCAAGAUUCUAGCCAAUAUGUUAGCGGCCGCUUGACAUAUUGCUGCUCAACAAAGGAUGCAAGCGAAGCUCGAUUUGGUGACCGUUAUGGAAGCUGCUGAAAAUAUUCGGACGCAGACAAUGCUUUUCCUAGUUCUGCUUUGUGUUUCUUUUGGUCUAACGGUUCAAGGUUUGACUCAUCACCAGUCUCAUAACACGGACACUGAUUCAGACGAAGCUUGGAUGUAUGAAACAGUACCAAACAAAUUUGAUACUGAUCGCAAUCGUAUUGUGCCCAAAGUGGAACACACGCAACCGGGCAUUGACAACAUCGUUUUAACCUACUACUUGCAUCCCGAGCAGCUGCCAGUACGAGUCGAGCUGCGGCCAAAUUUACUCGGUAGAAGCUUCGUGGAGCGACAAGGCCAGCAGCCAAAUGAGUCUAUCGUUGUGAAUUUUGCCGAUAAUUGCUACUACCAGGGUUGGAUCGAAGGCGUUCCGGGAAGUUCGGCAGUCAUAUCAACAUGCGAGGGUUAAUUCCGUGGAACGGUUUAUGAUGUGCACUAUACAUAUUUCAUCGACUUCGAUGAGUCAACCGGAGAUCAUUACAUACGAAGACUGAAACUGCCAAACCGAGUAAAACGUAACCAUAGGGCGCGAAUCGUUGGUCCUUACAAUGCAAAUCGUCACUCGAAGUUUGUUGAACUGGUUCUUGUGGUCGAUAACUCCUUGUAUACUAAGUUUGAUUCCGAUGUUUGGAAAGUGCAUCGCUACUGUACGGAUAUAGUGAAUCAUGUUAAUAUGCUUUUCACCCCUCUAAAUAUUUUCAUCACUUUAACCGGAGUAGUUGUAUGGGAUCGUUUCGAUCACAUUCAGGUUAACCGACGUGCGGAGGUUACACUUAAUAAUUUCCUACAAUAUCGACGGAAAGAACUCCUUCGACAACACCCAAACGACCAUGCUCAACUGUUGACAGCGGUUAAGUUUCAAGAUAACGUCAUCGGUAAAGCAAGGCUGGGAGGAAUGUGCACUAGUAACAGUUCUGGUGCAGUCAUAGUGGUUCACACUGACAACAUUGCCAUACAGGCUGGAACAGUUGCUCACGAGAUGGGCCAUAGCUUUAAUAUGGAGCACGAUGUGGACGAAGAAUGCUAUUGUUCAGAUCAUAAGUGUAUCAUGACCGCCAUGAGUUCUGAGCGGUCACUGAAGAACUGGAGCUCAUGCAGCAUGGAACAGUUAACGCUAGCGUUUAACAGGGGAUUACAUCACUGUUUAAAAAAUCGACCGAGAGUGAUGCAUUAUACGAGUUGUGGAAACGGAUUCUUGGAGGAAGGAGAAGAAUGUGACUGUGGAUUGGAAGAGGUCUGUGAUAAUCCAUGCUGUGAUUCAAAGAGUUGUAGACUGAAACCAGGGGCCACAUGUGCCAUGGGUGAGUGCUGUAAUCUAGAAGUGUGUCAGUGGUACGAUGCAGGAACGCUUUGCCGAGCGCCUCACGGAGAAUGCGAUUUGCCAGAAUUUUGCACCGGAAAGUCCGAACAUUGCCCUAGAGACGUUUUCAAACGAAAUACAGAGAAAUGUGCAGAGGGUAACGCCUACUGCGUCGAGGGAGAAUGCAGAACUAGGAACGACCAAUGUCGAAUGCUCUGGGGUCCUUCUGGGAAAGAAUCCAACGAGGUCUGCUAUGAAAGAAACAAAAAUGGAACGAAAUACGCAAACUGCGGAUAUAACCGUGAUAACCAUAGCUUUAUAAAAUGUGCUGCGGAAGAUAUUAUGUGUGGGUUACUUUUUUGUCACCAACUCAACCAUAACAAUCUUGAAUUUGGGAUAACAGUGUUUACAGAAGAACAAAUUGCCAGUACAGUCAAAGGACGGGAAAUGAUUAGUUGUCAUGCUGCAUUUAUAGAUCUUGGGGAUGCCAAACAACCGAUGCUGGUCCCAGAUGGAGCACCUUGUGGCAAAAAUAAAAUGUGUUACCAACAACAAUGCUGGGAUUUUGAUAAUCUUAAACAACAUGGAAUUGGGAGGUCGUGUGCCAAAGAUUGCAGUGGGCAUGGUGUUUGCAACAGUUAAGGACACUGCCAUUGUGAUUUGGGUUAUGCACCUCCAUUUUGCGAUCAGUCAGGAGUCGGAGGCUCUUUAGACAGUGGACCAGCCUCCAAGCAAACAUAUUUUGCUCUCCUAAUUACUCUGAUUAUCAUUGGCAUAAUUGUAACGUUAUUGUUUCUCGCAUAUAUAAUGGUGCGUUUCUGUCAACCAGAAUUCUACAAAAAUUCCAUCAAUAUUGUCAAAUUCAACUCCCCUUCCUGUGGCCGGCACAAGCUCAUGCAAACGUUGUCCUCUAACUCUGCGGUUGUCCGAGAAAUCUCCUCACCAAAAUUGUAUUCGUCUACCCGGGAUACAAACGGACCUCAAUUCACACCAAUUACAAGACUGAAAGAUAUGCCUUCUGCGCCAGAAAAUCCCUACAAACAUAGUGUAGUGUCAGUGCAUUCCAGGCCCCUUCAGUCUUCAGCUGAAUACAGGACGCAUUUGGCACCAAAAUCCAUUCGAUCCUCACAGCAACCUACUACCAGCUAAUAUUCAAAAUCGUGAACCAGUGUGCAUACAUGAUUCACAGACUAACAGAUGCAUCACAAAAGCUUCAGUCUAUUGCCACAACAUACUAUAAUUUAAAAUCUUAACUUGAGUCUCUCUCUUAACAAUCGUCAAAAAAUAUCGCAUGCCAGCGCUGUUCGUAGCGCAGGCAUGCAAUAUUUUUCAUUAUACUUUUCGCUAUUUCCCAGUUUGUCAAACGCAUAUACAUUGGCGCUGUUGUCGACUUCAUAUACGUAGCCCAAAGACUGCAAUAAUAUUCUUUACGGAAGGAUGAGUAUCGUCUGAAUGAUAGUUUUGUAAGAAAUAUGUACAAAGUGUUUCUUCUGUUAGCCUGUGUUCAUUUUUCAUCUUGUAACAAAAUCGUGACCAUAUUGGACAGAUUGCAUAAGAUUUUGUAAAAUUUUGAUAACAAUCGUAUUUCUUCGUGUGAGAGUGUACAGCGUACCGAAUACACGAUAAUAAAUAAAUCUCUAGUCAUAUUGGAGCAAGA
Molecule: messenger RNA, 3300 nt
Organism: Wyeomyia smithii (pitcher-plant mosquito)
Lineage: Eukaryota; Metazoa; Arthropoda; Insecta; Diptera; Culicidae
Product: zinc metalloproteinase-disintegrin-like EoMP06
Exons: 4
Biological process (GO): membrane protein ectodomain proteolysis
Molecular function (GO): metalloendopeptidase activity
Source: RefSeq, a predicted model, not a curated record